Messenger RNA from Bursaphelenchus xylophilus (pine wood nematode), 4971 nucleotides. Lineage: Eukaryota; Metazoa; Nematoda; Chromadorea; Rhabditida; Aphelenchoididae. The record is from the annotation of a GenBank genome assembly.
AUGGACGAGAAUCGAACUCUCGCGCUGAAUGCGACGCUGGCCGCCAAGGUGGCGGACGCCGAAGCGCAACAAUACGUGCUGCAGCUCUGGAUCAGCGUCUCGCAGUUCCUGUGGUGGAUGAUUCUGGUCAUAUCGGGGCUCACGGUGCCCACGUUGGUCUACGCUUUGUACACGAUGCUGACAAAGUACAAGAAGAGCAAUUACUUCCAUUUCUUGGCGCCCAUGAUCAUCCUGGACUUGAUCAAUUUGACGACCGUGAUUUGCAAUCUGUUCUCGGAUAGCUACAAAUUCAUGAACGGUAGGAGAAGUGGCCUUUUGUUGGUUGAAAAUUGAAAAGGUUGAAAACGUAAAAUUUCAAUUUUUUGAGAUAUUUUUGGGCCCAUUUUUUCAUCAAAAAUUUUUGAGUUCUAAUUUAGAUGAAACUUGACGGUAGAUUAGACAAACCCUUUCUAAAACUUAUGCUAGAUUUCUAGCUCGCACUUUACAAAAACUACCGAGAUUUUUAUGCCGUAAGAUGAGAAAAAUGUGAAGUUUUUUUGAGAAUUUUGACACACAAAGUGUCUUGCUCAUUUCUGUUUCCACGAAAUGUUUCCACAAAAAAUAAAUCUUUCCCUCAUGGAGCUGGCAGAGAUACAGCCAAAAAUUGGCAUUUUCUCUUACCGCUCUCUGCAUUUUGUGCAUUCUCUAAGCCAAAAAGGCCGUUGAACAUUUCGGUUGACUUUUCAGACUUUUUGAAUUACAAGAAGGCGAAGAUUUUUUUCUCUGUUUUUUUUAAUUUCAUGUACCUUACCCACCCUCCCCCCCCCCCCCCCCACGUUCGACGGGUCGAAAAAAAUUAUUCACCAAUUUAAACUUUUUUAAAAUUUUCACCAUCUAGAUGACGGAAUUUCUGGAUUUUCACAAUCGCAUCCGAAUCACGGUCCCUUACUUGCCCUACGGCCAUAUCAUUUUUCUCUUUGCCGCAUUUCGUGUUUUAGCUAUUCAAGAUUUUUUGAAAUUUCAAAAAAAGUAGAGCAAAAAAAUUUUUGACAUAAAAAGAAAAUAUACGUAUGUAACAAUAUAUACAAUCAAUUUUUAAAACAUGACCCGUGCAUUUUCCAGGCAGUUUCAUGUGUCGUCUGACGGCGUUCCUGACGAACGCAACCAUGUGUUGCGUGAAUUGGUUAUGGGUCAUGAUGUUCACUCAACGCUUCGCACAUAUCUUCUUCUCGAUUCAUCGGUCCAAAAAAGGACGGCUUUUAUUUCUGACUGACUCCAAGAAAUUGUUGACCUUUACAAUAGUAAUGUCGCUGAUGACACAGGUAAGUCGUUCUUGGAAGGGAAGUGCUCAAAAUGCGAUGGUCGGAUUUUGAUCAAACUUGGCAAAAAUUUAGAAUAACUUUUCCUAAGGGCUAUGUGAGAGUUUUAGCUCACAAUUUGCAGAAAAAACCGAGAUUUUUAAGUCGAAAUUAACAAAAAUGUAACAAUUUUUUUGCCGAAUUUUGGCAUGAAAAUUCUCAUGCCUAUUUCUAGCCGACAUAGUAAUGUUUCCACAAAAAAAUCAAUUUUUUUCUAUUAAAACUAGCGUAGUUAUGGCCAAAAAAGUAUGUUUUAUCUCUCACCGUCCUCCUUGUUUUGCAUGCUCUCUCGCCGGCAAACAUUUUAGACUUCAGUCUGUCGGGAAAAUAAUGUGGAUUCGUUGCGGCUCGAAAUCGUCCAGCAUCACUUUUCGACGGCUUGCCGAGGCUGGCUGCGGCAAAUCCACAUUAUUUUUCCGACAGAAUGAUAUCUCAGUUGCAAACAAAUACCAAAAAAAAAAAUUUUUUUUUAUUUCAAUGAUUCAAAAAAUCCCAUUUCCAGAUAUGGGCUCCAAUGGUGAUGACGGAGCAUCGUAUCCCAAGUACGGGUGAUAACAUGGAGGCGACGUAUUGCUCGGUCGACCUGACCCUCAUCAAUCCGGAGCUGUACAAAUGGAUUGCGGCGGCCGAAAGUCUUUGGACGUAUUUGGUGCCUUUUGUGAUCACUGUUCUCACGGACUUUGCGGUGUUGAUGUUUACGCGGGAAAGUAAAUGGUGAGGGAUUAGACUUUAUUAGACUUUUUAUUGUGCAUAGUAGACGUGACUGUCAGGGCAAGCGGGGGCGCACGGCAACCCGAAGUGUUUCCUGGUGCCUUUCGACUCUGCGCCCAUUUUGCAUUGGAUGAAAUCAAACGAAAUGUCAGAAAAUAAUUUUUCGUGGGAUUUUCCAGCCGAAAGGUUUUUUAUCUGAAUUAUUUUAUUUCUUUUGUCAAUUUUGACACUUCGUUUGGACGAAACUCAAAAGUGGGCAAGAAACAUUUUUCUUCUAUUUCGGGUUGCCGUGGGGCGUAGCUACAAAAACGGACCUGAUCCAGUGGCAAAAAAACGCGCCAUUUUGCAUCCGGGAAGUAUCAAAAAAUGUGGCAAAAUGUCUCCCUCUCCAACUAAAAAAACUCAUUUUUGAAGGGCUCCCUCAAUAAAAGAGGCGUGCUUUUGAAGUCAGAGUUUUUUCCACUUGGAGAGGGAGGUAUUUUGCCACAUUUUUUGAUACCUCCCAGAUGCAAAAUAGUACGUUUUUUGCUCCUCCCACCAGGCGACCUUCCCCACAUAAUCUUUGAUCAGCUACGCCCCUGAAAUCAAGUCUAAAAUUUUAGGAAAAAACUCUGACUUGUUCAGGUAUUCAGAGGUCUGUAGACGGAGCAAAAAGAUAAAAGACAACUAAAUCUCGACAUAAAAACACCCAGUAAUGAGAUAAAAGUUGCCUAGUUAUACCUAGAGGUGGCAAUCGGGCUGGGCCGGGCCUGAGCAGAUUUGAAAAAGCCCUGGGCCGGCCUGACCGCUUCGGCCCAUCGGCCGGGCCGACACUUUCGGCCCGGCCCGGCCCGGAAAGUAGAUAAGUAAAAAAUUUUUAAUGCUAAACCAGCAAAAUAAAGCACAAAUGCUUUGUAGAAUUUGAUGUAAAUCAAAGUGUUUAAACAGUUUUUGGUUAACCAUGUACCUUAUAACGUCCAUACUUUUAUAUAGCUAACUUCCUAUAGGAUUAAAAAAUUCAACACAAUCCAACUUUUUGGCUAGGUUUUAGCUACCUAUACGGAUGUUCCAGUCAUCCGACUAGACUUUUUAAUUUCACGCAGACACACGUAAAAACCUUCUGGAAAGCAUAACAACUUCCAAUAUUUAGAAAGUGCAAAGACUUUUAUCCAACUUUUCUGUAUUAGCGGGCCAAACCGGGCCGGGCCGGGCCGGCCUGGGCUUUCACCGGGCCGGGCCGGGCCGGGCCGGGCCGGGCCGGGCCGGGCCUGAGCAAAUUUGAAAAAGCCCUGGGCCGGCCUGGUCACUUCGGCCCGCGGGCCGGGCUGCAAAAAUCGGCCCGGCCCGGCCUGAUUGCCACCUCUAGUUAUACCAUGGUCCCUAUUAUAUUAUACUUUAAAUCCGCCUUCCAGGUUCACCACGAUCUCUACGCAAUCAGUCGCGGCCAAAUCGCGGAUGAGCAGUAUCCCGGUCUCCAUCAAAAUCCAAUCCGAAGAAGGGAUGAAAGCCGCACAUCGACGUCGACGACAAGCAAUUCGCCGAUGCCUUGUGUUGGCGACCACUCAACUUCUUUUGAACAUGCCAAAUUAUGUGCUGCAGGUCGUGGAUGAGUUCACCGGCCUCCGCGGCAAGAAUGGAGACAUGGCAAUAAUGUAUUUGUACGCGGACGCCUUCCUCUACGGGCUCUACAUGCUGCAGUUCCCGAUAUUGGCGGUGUUCGUGCGAUUGUUGCACAGCAACUACAAAUCAAGGUGAGAUUUUGGGUUUGACUCGGCUUUUAGCGGUAAAUUGUGACGGGUUAGGAGUUGUUGGAGCUACUGAUGUGUAGAUAUGAUUGAAUGUGUUAUGAUGCUGUUUGCAGCUUCAGAAGUAAGAAUCGCUCAACUCGACGCACUCAAACCAACACUGAGACCGUGACGGUGGAGCUGACAAGACAUACGAAUGGCUCCAUCGACUCUACUGCGCGCAGGGAAUCCCAAAUGUAAGUUUGAACUUAAACACUCAACAGAUGAGUCGCUGUGGGUACAGCGCUUUGAUUUCAAUGAAACUAGGCAUAAAACAGCGACUUUUAUUAAAGAAUUCCAGUCAGCGUUUUGGGAGAGAAACCGAUAUUUCAAGUUGUCAAACACGGCUUGUUCAGCCAAGAUAUUCAACAGGUAUUGUAGCCGAGAGUGUACGCUAAACGCGGACAGUAUUCAGAGAAAAACGUUUGCCAUAUUUUUGCAUAGUAAAAAUUGAUUACUAUUUUAUUUUUCUUGCAUAGUAAAAAUCGAUUUUUUGUGGAAACAUUACCUUUUUCGGCAGAAAUUGGGACAAAAAAUCUUUUCAUGCCAAAAAACCGCAAGAAAGUCCACAUUUUUCUCAACUUUUAACCUAAAAAUCUUGGUCGUUUGUAAAAAAGGCGGGCUGGGAAUCUGACAUAUGAUUUCAAAUUAUUGUGUUCUCCUAUAGAAUACAAUAAUUUGAAAUUUGUGCCAAUUUUUAUCAAAAUCUGAACGUUGCAGUUGAAGCAUGUCGCUUGGUAGAAUCCUUGCCUUUUUUGGUAUAAAUCAUUCUGUUAUCAGUCCGUCGGGAAAAUAAUGGGCACUCUGUCGCUUCAAAAUACUGGAGAUUCUUUAAAAAACAAUGGUUUAUCAGUUGGUCGGGAAAAUAAUGAGCACUCGGCCGCAUCAAAAAUCGCAUCGCCGAAAAAAUGAAUUGUGUCGUGGCAAAAUCAAAUAGCUAUUCACUUCAGCGACGCGACUAGCGCAGCGAAAUUUUACGCAUUAUUUUCCCGACAGUCUGGCAUAAAAAAAAUAUAUAUAAUAUAAACUUUGACUAUUGUCAUCAAAAUUUCUGUUGUUUCUUUUCGAUGUAAAAACAAACUCUCAAAAUGUCAUCAUUUCAUCCGUUUCAUAAGCUCCUCAUUUUCAGCUGUGUAUGUACCGAGACCUCAUUGGCCUGA